Messenger RNA from Haliaeetus leucocephalus (bald eagle), 2397 nucleotides. RefSeq names its product putative cation exchanger C521.04c. Gene Ontology annotation, biological process: intracellular calcium ion homeostasis; calcium ion transmembrane transport. Gene Ontology annotation, cellular component: endomembrane system; membrane. Gene Ontology annotation, molecular function: calcium:proton antiporter activity. The record is from RefSeq and is a predicted model, not a curated record. The transcript is spliced from 21 exons. Lineage: Eukaryota; Metazoa; Chordata; Aves; Accipitriformes; Accipitridae. Bases 1 to 2397 code for a protein of 798 amino acids.
AUGUACCGAGGAGGAACAUUCAAAAACCCCAAAUCUCGCACCCUGAAGCCGUCCCAGUUCCCUGUGAACCCCAAUAAACCAUCCGCUACGGUGCCCCCGGAUAAACCGCGCACCCCAGUGCCGGCGCACCCCGGAUUCUCCUGCAUCCCGCUCCCGGCGCAGAGCCCCAUGUCCCUUCGUACGCCACGAACCCCGGAUUCCCCGUAUGUCCCCAAGGCCACUGAGCCCCAGGGUGACAGCGAUGGCCCCCGCCGGGGCUCCCUCUGCGACCGGCACUGUGCCACCAUCAACAACGUGCAGGGUGACCUGGGUGACCUGGGCUGCCACGUGCACCGUCCCCGUGUCCCCCCAGCCCUGUCUCCCCCGUCCUGCUGCCAGCAGCACUCGGACGAGGUCUGCGAGAGCUGCAUGGUGAAAACCACCCUGAUGGCCGAAAACGUCGUGGAGGCCAACAAGCUCUCCAACAACUAUAAGUUUGGCUUCAAGAAAUGGAAGAGCCACGUGACGGCGCGGCCCUGGGAGGACCGAUCGGAGAUCGUCAAGGAGCUCUACUCUGACCUCAACGUCAUCCGGGGCUCUGGAGGGUCCACGGUGACGUGUGGAAACAUCCUCUACCUGCUGCUCUUCGGCUGGUGGCUCUCGCUCCUCUAUGUCCUUGUGGCUGCCACGAUGUUUGUCACCAUUGUGGGGGGUUCUUAUGGGUGGCUCUGCUGGGACCUGGCUGGGUAUUUCCUCUGGCCCUUUGGCAAAGUGAUCCAGAAAGUGGAGGUCCCCAAAUCCCACCGGGCGCUGGGCACAUGCGAGGCCGGCACAGAGGCAAGCAGCGCGGGGGAGAGCUCAGCCCUGCUCGGUGGUCCCGUGCCGCGUCGCUGGCGCCCAUGGUGCUGGGCAGAUGCCAAAUACUGGCAGCGUGCCGGCGCUGUGGCGUGGCUGAGCCUGGGCUACCCGGCGCUGGUGCUGGCCCACGGGCUAGUGUGCGUGACCGCGUGGCUCCUCAUCGUCCUCAUCCCUGUGGCCAAGCUGAGCGCCCGCACUGCUGCCCGCGUCCUGCUGCUGCCCCCGGAGCGGGUGCUCGUCCGGCGCCUGAGAAUGACGGAGGUGCCGCUGGAGGGGGAGGUGAUACUCUGCUGCUACCGUGCCGUCAACCCCUACUACUACAAAUACGCCGUGGACGGCAUCAACGUCUUUGCUGUCAACCUGCUGCCGCUGGUGCUGGUGACACUGGUGCUGGGUUAUGUGGACAGCCACAACCAUUUGACCAGUUCCCCCAUCAAGUUCACGUUGGCCCUGCUCUCCAUCAUGCCUCUGUCCUACUACAUCGGGAUGGCCAUUGCCAGCAUCUCGGCCCAGAGCAACUUUGCGGUGGGAGCGGUGGUGAACGCCACGUUCGGCUCCAUCACGGAGCUGACCUUCUACAUCACAGCCCUCAUCAAGGGCUCGCGUGAGGGCAACCGCUGCUACGCCGAGAUCGUCAAGUCAGCGUUGACGGGGACGCUGGUGGGCUGCGUCCUCUUUGUCCCGGGUCUGUGCAUGGUGAUUGGGGGCAUCCGGCACCAGGAGCAACGGUUCAACAGUCGCUCGGCGGGCGUCAGCUCGGCUCUGCUCUUCCUUUCUGUGGGAGGCGUCUUUGCCCCGACGCUUUUCUCCAAGGUGUACGGGAAGCUGGUGUGCGGUGAGUGCCACAACGUCACCCAGAACCCGCUGGGCCACUACCUCUGCCACAAUUGUCACUUUGACCUGAUGGAGAACAACGGCACCCUCUACUACAGCCACGUCCAACCCCUGGUGUACACGGUGUCCCUCCUGCUCCCUGCCGCCUACCUUAUCGGCCUCUUCUUCACCCUGAAAACUCACUCGCACAUCUACGACAUCCACAUCAGCGACUGUCACAUGCCUGGCCACCACCACAGUGCUGUGGUCCACUGGUCUCGUUGGCGGGCCCUGGUCAUCCUCCUGCUCUCCACCCUCUGCAUGUCAGCCUGUGCUGACCUGGCCACGGAGCACAUCAGCCCCAUCCUCACCAACUCCACCAUCUCACAGUACUUCAUCGGUGUCACUGUACUGGCGAUGGUGCCUGAGCUGCCAGAGAUCGUCAAUGGCAUCCAGUUUGCCCUGCAGAACAACCUGAGCUUGAGCAUUGAGAUUGGGAACUGCAUCGCCGUCCAGGUCUGCAUGCUCCAGAUCCCCAUCCUGGUGCUCUUCACCAUCUUCUAUCCGACCAACUUCACGCUUGUCUUCAGUGACCUCCACGUCUACGCCAGCAUGUUCAGCGUGGUGCUCAUGAACUACAUCUUCAUGGAUGGCAAAUGUGACUACUUCCAAGGCACGGUGCUGGUGAUGGUCUACUUCAUCCUCCUGGCUGUGUAUUUCUUCGCCCCAUCGCCCAGUGGUUGCUGA